Malus domestica (apple) is the source of this 2441-nucleotide messenger RNA. Its product is annotated as mechanosensitive ion channel protein 10-like. Lineage: Eukaryota; Viridiplantae; Streptophyta; Magnoliopsida; Rosales; Rosaceae. Gene Ontology annotation, cellular component: plasma membrane. The record is from RefSeq and is a predicted model, not a curated record. Gene Ontology annotation, molecular function: mechanosensitive monoatomic ion channel activity. Gene Ontology annotation, biological process: detection of mechanical stimulus; monoatomic anion transport; transmembrane transport.
AGAGAGAGAGAGAGAGAGAGAGAGAGAACAACAGCUAGCUUCCAUUGAUCAAUGAUGUUUUCUUCUUAAAUCUUUUAUCCUAGAGGGAACCCAACACAUUUCCAGUCUUCCAUCCAAGUAUACUUUUGUUUUGUUUAUUUUUUUUUUCUUUCUGAGAGUUUGAAGGCAAGCCAUGGAGGUCCAGAAGAGCAACACAGAGCAUGUGAUAGUCACCAUAGACCAACCAAACCCUAAACUCAAACAGUCACCCCAACCAGACUCAAAUAUUUCAAUCCCACAACCCUUAUCAAGUGCAAAAACCCUUAGACGCCUAAACUUCUCGAAGCCUCGGUCACGGUUUGAGGAGAUUAAGUACCCUUUGCCACCACGAACAAUUCUCGAAUCGGAAGAACUCCAACACUUAAACCCAUCCAAAGAAAAUAACUCGUCCACGGAUGAAGAUGACGAUGAAGACUGGUAUGAAAAUGAAGACGAUGAAGAUGGCGACGGCAAGCACGGAAAGCACCGAAAGAGAAGGAAGAGAAAGAUAAACAAGCGAGCUGUAAUUGAGUGGACUUUGUUUCUCAUAAUAAUGACUUGCUUGGUGUGCUCCCUAACCCUAGAUUUUCUGAAAAAUAAAGUGAAAUGGGGUUUGGAGAUAUGGAAAUGGUGUCUAAUGGUCAUGGUUUUGUUUUGUGGGCGUUUAGUCUCUGGUUGGGUUGUGGGGUUUCUUGUCUUUCUCAUAGAGAGAAACUUCAUGCUUAGAGAAAAGGUACUCUACUUUGUGUUUGGUUUGAGGAAGAGUUUCCAAAAUUGUGCUUGGUUAGGCCUUGUUUUGGUUGCAUGGACGAUCAUGUUCCCUGACAAGCACAGCAAGGUCCUCAAGAAAGUCUUUCGUGCUCUUAUUGCCGUGCUAAUAGGAGCCACGAUAUGGCUGCUUAAGAUUUUGUUUGUUAAAGUCUUGGCAUCCUCGUUUCAUGUAGCUACAUUCUUUGAUCGCAUGAAAGAGAGUGUUUUCCAGCACUAUAUUUUGGAAACCCUAUCUGGGCCUCCACUAGACGAGGACGAAAGGGAGCUUCCACAUCAUCGUUUUCAGGCUUCGAAGUCGCUGCCCGCAAGGCUGAGAGACAAGUCUCAUCCAGUUUCAAGGUCUUAUAGGAGAGAAGGGUCGAGGAGGAUUGACAUGGACAAGCUUAGAAGGUUGAGCAUGACAAGAAGGGCAACGGCGUGGAGCGUGAAGAGGCUUGUAAACUACGUUAAGUCUUCGGGGUUGUCCACGAUUUCGAGAACCAUGGAUGAUUUUGGAAAUGCAGAGUCGGAGAUUACAAGUGAAUGGGAGGCCAGAAAUAGUGGUCAAAAGAUUUUCAAGAACGUUGCCAAGCCCGGUGCUAAAUACAUAGAAGAGGAAGAUUUACUACGGUUCUUGAAGAGUGAUGAAACUCACACCAUAUUUCCUCUCUUUGAAGGAGCAAUUGAAACUGGAAAAAUAACGAAGUCUUCCUUCAGAAAUUGGGUGGUGUAUGCCUAUAUUGAGCGUAAAGCAUUGGCUCACUCCUUGAAUGAUACCAAGACCGCUGUCCAACAACUUCACAAGUUGGCGAGUGCAGUCGUAACUGUAAUUAUAACCGUGGUGAGCCUUUUGGUGAUGGGUCUGGCCACAACUAAGGUGAUCUUUGUUGUUACGUCUCAACUGCUGCUUGUGGGAUUCAUGUUCCAGAACAUGUGCAAAACUAUGUUCGAGUCCAUCAUCUUUGUGUUUGUGAUGCACCCUUUCGAUGUUGGUGAUCGAUGUGUGGUGGAUGGCGUGCAGAUGAUUGUAGAAGAGAUGAACAUUUUAUCAACCGUUUUCUUAAGAUACGACAAUGAGAAAAUAUACUACCCAAAUUCUGUGCUUCUUACAAAGCCCAUUAGUAAUUUCAGAAGGAGUCCAGAUAUGGCCGACACUGUCGAUUUCACAAUUGAUGUCUCUACUCCGGUUGAUGAUGUUUCUGCACUCAAGAAGUCCAUACAAUCAUACCUUGAGAGCAAGCCGAAGUAUUGGAACCAAAAACACUCAAUCCUAGUGAAGGAGAUAGAGAAUGUGGACAAGAUGAAAAUGACGCUAUGUGUUCAACACACCAUGAACCAUCAAAAUUAUGGGGAAAAGAGUGCUCGAAGAUCAGAGCUUGUGUUCGAGUUAAAGAAAAUUUUCCAAAAUCUUGGCAUAAAGUACCAUCUUCUUCCUCAAGAAGUAAACAUACCGCAAUUCAACACAAUCAACGGGAGGUUAACCAUGGCUUCUUAAUCACUACCAUUUUCCAUCAGGGCCAUGGAAAUUUACCUGCACUUCACUAUGUUAGACAUGUUUGUCCUUUGUAUGCCUAACUUUAAUGAAUCAUACAUUGGAGAUGCAACUAAUGGGGUUUUCAAGCACUCGGAAUUUUACUAAAAAUUAUUUGCAAUCCUGACUUUUGUUUUUGCAA